AUGGCAACAUACAGGAUGCCGGUUGAGUUCGUUCCAGUGGUCAUCGGGGCCUGCGGCGAAAUCAUGACGGAGCUGAAGGAGGACCUCACAAGAACGCUAGGACUGAGCGAGGUCAAGGUGAAAGCCCUGCUGGAAAGGCAGGCAACGGAGCAUUCGCGAAAUGUGACAUACCAAAGAGAGCUAUUGUCACCGACUACUAGUAAGUUACAUUUAAAUAUUUUAUGA
Messenger RNA from Anisakis simplex (herring worm), 225 nucleotides. Lineage: Eukaryota; Metazoa; Nematoda; Chromadorea; Rhabditida; Anisakidae. The record is from the annotation of a GenBank genome assembly.